UACUGUUAAAAGCGGCGUUAAACCAAACUCAAUCACUCACUUGAAUAUCAGCAAGCAGAUGAAAAGGUGAACAAAUGACAUUUGACCUGAUUAUACUUGUAAACCUUGUGGUAUCGCAUGAGUAUUAUCUGCCUGUCGAAACGCGUAGGGCAGUGUGUUAUCACCUACGUAACCAUCACCUGCAUAGGCACAUAUACUCGGCCUGUCUGACGACCAAUGCAGUUUUUACUACUCUAACAUGGGUGUUCUGGGGACAUAUAUUUGGUUGGUUCUGCUAUACACAUGUAGCUGUCAGUAUACUUACCCCGUGGACGACACACCCGGACUAGGCCGGGUAUUCAAUGGAAUUGGUGCCAUCAGCGGCGGAGGGGCUACAUCGAAACUGUUGGUCGGCUACCCACAACAGCAAAGAGAUGAAAUCAUGGAUUUCCUGUUCACCCCGAACUUUGGAGCAUCACUUCAUAUUUUCAAAGUUGAGAUUGGCGGCGAUGCCCAAAGCUCUGAGGGUACGGAGGCCACACACAUGAGGAGUCCCGAUGACCAGAAUUACAACAGGGGCUACGAAUGGUGGAUGAUGAAAGAAGCCAAGAAACGUAACCCUGACAUCAAGCUAUACGGACUUCCAUGGGGGUUUCCAGGCUGGCUUGAAGAUCCUAUCGCCAGCGUGUAUGGUCAGCCAGAGCGUACAGCUCAGUAUAUAGCCAACUGGGUGAUCGGGGCCAAGAAGUACCACAACCUCACAAUAGAUUACAUUGGGUGCUGGAAUGAAUAUUUGUACAACACAACAUACAUCAAGACGUUAAGGAAAGUCCUAGACAGCAAUGGUCUCCAAGACACGCUCAUCGUAGCUGCUGAUUACUUCAAAUGGGACGACUUCGCAAAUGAUAUUUUGAAUGAUCCUGAACUUGACAAAGCUGUCUAUGCCAUGGGAGUACACUAUCCUCACACUAACAGUACUCCUCUGGCACAAAAAAUGGGGAAACCUCUGUGGGCCUCGGAGGAUACGUCUGACAGAGGCGUCGCUAACUGGAACCGAAACUACGUAAACGGGUACAUGACAAGCACCAUCGUUUGGUCAAUUGUGUGUAGCUGGUAUCCCAUGCUGCCUCACUUCGUGUCUGCCCUCAUGCUGGCCAAUGAGCCAUGGAGUGGACAUUAUGAACUCUAUGACUUCUUGUGGCUUGCAGCUCAUACUGGGCAGUUUACGAAGCCCGGGUGGAUCUACCUGAAGCACGGAUAUGGGGUGGGGAACCUGGUGAAAGGAGGCAGCUACGUCUCUCUGGUCAGUCCGGACAAGAAGGACCUUACAAUCAUCGUUGAGAAAAUGCACCAGGAGGACGGCCCUGCAGACAUAGGGAUGGAGACUAUCACAUUUCAUAUCCAAGGGACCUUUGCACACAUUACUCAGCUCAACUGUUGGAAAACAUUUCUCUCCUCUUAUCCAGGCGAUUAUCAGAAUUUCAUGAAAGAAUUUCCUAUUCAGGUUGUAAAUGGAAUCUUUAAUCUGACUAUCUACCCGGCAACAACCUUCACCCUGACGACGUUGACUACGGGAAAUAAAGGCGAACACCCGAAGCCCCCAGAUUCCGCCCCCUUUCCUCUCUCCUAUACGGAAGACUUUGAGAAGUAUGAGGAGGGUGAAGAACCCUAUUAUCUGGCCCCACAGACUGGGUCGUUUGAGGUCAAGGACGUUGGAGGCGCUCAUGGAAAGGUCAUGAGACAAAUGACCUUGCAGAAACCUGUAUCCUGGUGUCAAGCAGAUUUUGUUGAGAUGGGCGUAGCCGUUGUUCAGACUGGCUUCGAUAGUGACGUCAUUGAGUGUGACAUUAGAGUGGAAUCCGGAGCGCAUGCUUCUAAGGGAGCUUUCAUCGCCGCCCGCCUGGACCAAGGAGGAUGCUGGCUUACAGAGGCCAGGGGUGUCUUCUUCUUCAUCUUCCCCCAGAGCAAUAUAUUUAUGGUUACUACCGGAGCUGACAUGCAAACGGUCUUGGCAUCCGGAAGGAUGCUUGUCGAUCUGGAGUGGAACACAGUGUCACUCAAUCUCGUGGAUACUCAGGCAGUUGGUUUCAUAAACGGCAACAUGAUGUUCAACAUUACUGUGCCAUCUGAUAUCAAAUAUGGCAUGGCGGCGGUAGGAUCGGGGUCAUAUGGUUACGCCGACUUCGACAACUUGAAGAUAGCAGUACCAUUUAUGUAGUUCAUAUGAAUAAAUGAAUAUCUUGAAACGAA
This is a messenger RNA of Haliotis rufescens (red abalone), 2229 nucleotides long. Its product is annotated as galactocerebrosidase-like. Gene Ontology annotation, molecular function: galactosylceramidase activity. The coding region runs from base 239 to 2197 and encodes 652 amino acids. Gene Ontology annotation, biological process: galactosylceramide catabolic process. Gene Ontology annotation, cellular component: lysosome. The record is from RefSeq and is a predicted model, not a curated record. The transcript has 18 exons. NCBI's taxonomy places the organism in Eukaryota, Metazoa, Mollusca, Gastropoda, Lepetellida, Haliotidae.